Sclerotinia sclerotiorum 1980 UF-70 is the source of this 282-nucleotide messenger RNA. RefSeq lists its product with no specific name. Lineage: Eukaryota; Fungi; Ascomycota; Leotiomycetes; Helotiales; Sclerotiniaceae. The transcript has 2 exons. The coding region runs from base 1 to 282 and encodes 93 amino acids. The record is from RefSeq and is a predicted model, not a curated record.
AUGUUGGACAAUACAACAUCGUUUUAUCCGGCGCAUGCUCAGUGGCUCGCUUUUUCACAGCAACAAAGAUUCCACCCCACGUCUUACGAAGCAUCAAAGCAUUGCCACCACUUCAGUCCCGAAUGUCAUUUACCGUCAAUGGCCUGGAUGAUUAACCAUGUACCACAGAUAUGCCCCCGUGUCAGCCAUCCACAGCAGGGUCGCUCGCAAUUCGCGACGCAACACUGUGCCGCUACCUCGCAUGAAGCCGGAAAUUCUGCUCUUCUGAGGAUGGGGAUAUGA